AUGGCCAGGAAUCACCUAGUACAGAAAGCCAAGCUAGCUGAACAGGCUGAACGUUACGAGGACAUGGCCGAUUUCAUGAAGUCUGUAGUAGAGGAUGGAGCCGAACUCUCUAAUGAAGAACGCAACCUGCUCUCAGUUGCCUACAAGAACGUAGUCGGCUGUCAGAGAUCGGCAUGGCGAGUCGUCUCCAGCAUUGAGCACAAGACGGAGGAAGGAGAUGACAAAGCUCCGCUGGUCAAUGAAUAUCGGGAGAAGAUUGAGAAGGAGCUGAAGAAUGUCUGCAAUGUGGUCUUGGGGCUCUUAGACAAGCAUCUCAUUCAGAAAGCUAGUGACGCAGAAAGCCAAGUGUUCUAUUUAAAAAUGAAAGGCGACUACUUCCGUUACCUGGCUGAGGUGGCCGCUGGGGACGACCGAAAGCAGAUAAUUGACAAUGCCCGAAAAGCUUACCAAGAGGCAAUGGAUAUCAGCAAGAAGGAGAUGCAACCCACAAACCCUAUCCGCCUGGGCCUUGCUCUCAACUUCUCCGUGUUCCAUUAUGAAAUUGCCAAUGCUCCAGAAGAGGCAAUCAAGCUGGCCAAGACCACCUUCGAUGAAGCCAUGGGUGACCUCCACACGCUCAGUGAAGACUCCUACAAAGACAGCACUCUCAUCAUGCAGCUUCUCAGGGACAAUCUCACAUUAUGGACAGCAGAGUGCUCAGGAGAAGAAGGUGGAGAAGCGGGCGAAGAGCCAAAGAACUGAACUUUUUAGACAAUAGAAUGAUGGUAACUCCACAUCUCCCUUCCUCUUGUUCUUUUUCCAACACAUGGUAUUUUUUAUAAGACGCAUCUCCAGUUCCUGAAAGUUUCAACGGGAUUUUGACAGCAAAAGGGGAUGGAUUCAUAAAGGACUUAAGCAUUUAUCCGCUCGUCCUCAAUGUGACAGCUUUGGGAUUACCUUCGUCCAUGGGCCCCGUUCUUCCUGGUAUGUGACAUCUGCUAGACUCACCGCAGCCUGGAACUCCUUGCUUGGGGUUUUUUUUUUUUUUCCUUCUUCAUAAACUCUUGUGUUUGGUACAGCAUCUGGUUAAUACAAGUGUUCUCCUGGUAUGGGAUGGAUAUAUAUAUAUAUAAUUUGUAUGUUUAACUGUGAACAAAACUAAAACCCAAAAGCUUAAACAUUAUUUUGCAUGGCAAAGGUACCAAAACAGUAGCCAAACCAAGUUAAACAAAAAUACUUGUCUUUGCUUUCUCCAGUGCUUUUGUUCUGUGGGGUUUUCUCACUCCGGGCCAGAAGUUGGAAACGGGGCCUUUGUGUGAAUGUGGGAGGGAGGAUUUCUUCUAAGGGGUUAAAGCUAGCAAUCUCAAGAGAGCCUCUUGUUACUGUGGUGUUUACUGUGGUGGUUUGCUGCAAUACUCUUCCCCAAUAAAAAUUCACGUUUAUGCCUGC
Molecule: messenger RNA, 1428 nt
Organism: Pantherophis guttatus
Lineage: Eukaryota; Metazoa; Chordata; Lepidosauria; Squamata; Colubridae
Gene: SFN
Product: stratifin
Source: RefSeq, a predicted model, not a curated record